This is a messenger RNA of Dromiciops gliroides (monito del monte), 3731 nucleotides long. It is a transcript of the gene SAMD15, whose product is annotated as sterile alpha motif domain containing 15. The coding region runs from base 124 to 3624 and encodes 1166 amino acids. The record is from RefSeq and is a predicted model, not a curated record. The transcript has 3 exons. Gene Ontology annotation, molecular function: protein binding. NCBI's taxonomy places the organism in Eukaryota, Metazoa, Chordata, Mammalia, Microbiotheria, Microbiotheriidae.
AGAGCGAGUUGAAGCUGGGGGCGGGUAGGGCCGGGCACUUCCGGAAGUCGUGGUCUCCAUAGAGACGCUCCCGGAAGUGCGGGUUGCCACGGAGGCCGGGAGCGUCCUAUUCCCGGCGCGACAAUGGAGGGUUUACCCGAGGAUUAUGCCUCUAAACCUAGCGAUGGUGGCAACCCGGAGCCCGCCGGCUCUGAGAAAAAAGCAGGCCCAGAGCCGCCUCAGGAGGGGACUGAGUCUGAGGCAGAGACUUCUCGGGACACCGAAGCCCAGUCCCAGGGGGAGCAGGAGAUCCCUCAAGACUCUAGGCCCGAGGACUUCUCUCAGGAGGAGAUCAAAGAAGCACCUCCCCAAAAAACAGGGUCAGAGAUUCCCGAGGGAACACAGGCAGAAGCUCCUCAGUUCACUGAAGGCCAGACCCAGGAGGAGACUGAGGAAGAGUCCCCUGCAAAGGCAGUUCCUGAGCUUCCUAAGGAGACUGAGGCAGAGACUUCCCUGGAUGCCAGAGCCCAGUCCCAGGGGGAGUUAAGGCCAGAGGUCCCUCAGGAAACUAAGCUUGAAGAAUUACCUCAACAGAGCACUGAGGAAGAGUCCCCUGCAAAGGCAGGGCCAGAAAGUCCUAAAGAGACUGAGGCAGAGACUUCCCUGGAUGCCAAAGCCCAGUCCCAGGAAGAGUUAAGGCCAGGGACCCCUCAGGAAACUAAGCUUGAGGACUUAACUCAACAGAGCACUGAGGAAAAGUCCCCUGCAAAGGCAGAGUCAGAAAUUCCUAAGGAGACUGAGGCAGAGACUUCUCUGGAUGCCAAAGCCCAGUCCCAGGGGGAAUUAAGGCCAGGGGUCCCUCAGGGAACUAAACAUGAGGACUUACCUCAAAAAAGUACUGAGGAAGAGUCCUCUACAAAGGCAAGACCAGAGAGUCCUAAAGAGACUGAGGCAGAGACUUCUCUGGAUGCCAAAGCCCAGUCCCAGGAAGAGUCAAAACCAGGGGCCCCUCAGGAAACUAAGCUUGAAGACUUAACUCAACAGAGCACUGAGGAAAAGUCCCCUUCAGAGGCAGGGCUAGAGAUUCCUAAGGACACUGAGGCAGAGAUUUCAUUGGAAGCCAAAGUCCAUUCCCAGGGGGAGUUAAGGCCAGGGGUCCCUCAGGAAACUAAGCUUGAGGGCUUAACUCAACAGAGCACUGAGAAAAAGUCCCCUUCAGAGGCAGGGCUAGAGAUUCCUAAGGAGACUGAGGCAGAGAUUUCACCAGAAGCCAAAGUCCAGUCCCAGGGGGAGUUAAGGCCAGAGGUCCCUCAGGAAACUAAGCUCGAGGACUUACCUCAACAGAGCACUGAGGAAAAGUCCCCUUCAGAGGCAGGGCUAGAGAUUCCUAAGGAGACUGAGGCAGAGACUUCUCUGGAUGCCAGAGCCCAGUCUCAGGGGGAGUUAAAGCCAGGGACCCCUCAGGAAACUAAGCUCAAGGACUUAACUCAACAUAGCACUGAGGAAAAGUCCCCUUCAGGGACAAGGCUAGAGAUUCCUAAGGAGACUGAGGCAGAGACUUCUCUGGAUGCCAGAGCCCAGUCCCAGGGGGAGUUAAGGCCAGAGGUCCCUCAGGAAACUAAGCUUGAGGGCUUAACUCAACAGAGCACUGAGGAAAAGUCCCCUUCAGGGACAAGGCUAGAGAUUCCUAAGGAGACUGAGGCAGAAACUUCUCUGGAUGCCAGAGCCCAGUCCCAGGGGGAGUUAAAGCCAGAGACCCCUCAGGAAACUAAGCUCGAGGGCUUACCUCAACAGAGCACUGAGGAAAAGUCCCCUUCAGGGUCAAGGCUAGAGAUUCCUAAGGAGACUGAGGCAGAGACUUCUCUGGAUGCCAGAGCCCAGUCCCAGGGGGAGUUAAGGCCAGAGGUCCUUCAGGAAACUAAGCUUGAAGGCUUAACUCAACAGAGCACUGAGGAAAAGUCCCCUUCAGAGGCAGGGCUAGAGAUUCCUAAGGAGACUGAGGCAGAGACUUCUCUGGAUGCCAGAGCCCAGUCCCAGGGGGAGUUAAGGCCAGAGGUCCCUCAGGAAACUAAGCUUGAGGACUUAACUCAACAGAGCACUGAGGAAAAGUCCCCUUCAGGGACAAGGCUAGAGAUUCCUAAGGAGACUGAGGCAGAGACUUCUCUGGAUGCCAGAGCCCAGUCCCAGGGGGAGUUAAGGCCAGAGGUCCCUCAGGAAACUAAGCUUGAGGACUUAACUCAACAGAGCACUGAGAAAAAGUCCCCUUCAGAGGCAGGGCUAGAGAUUCCUAAGGAGACUGAGGCAGAGACUUCUCUGGAUGCCAGAGCCCAGUCCCAGGGGGAGUUAAGGCCAGAGGUCCCUCAGGAAACUAAGCUUGAGGACUUACCUCAACAGAGCACUGAGGAAAAGUCCCCUUCAGGGACAAGGCUAGAGAUUCCUAAGGAGACUGAGGCAGAGACUUCUCUGGAUGCCAGAGCCCAGUCCCAGGGGGAGUUAAAGCCAGGGACCCCUCAGGAAACUAAGCUCGAGGACUUAACUCAACAGAGCACUGAGGAAAAGUCACCUUCAGAGGCAGGGCUAGAGAUUCCUAAGGAGACUGAGGCAGAGACUUCUCUGGGUGCCAAAGUCCAGUCCCAGGGGGAAUUAAGACCAGGGGUCCCUCAGGAAACUAAGCUUGAGGACUUACCUCAACAGGGCACUGAGGAAAAGUUCCCUGCAAAGGCAGAGUCAGAAAUUCCCGAGACUGGGGCAGAGAGUCCUCAAGGCACUGAAGUUGAGCUCCAGAAGAAAUUAGAGCCAGAGAUCCCUCAGGAAACUAAACCUGGGGAAGGAGUGAAACCUGAAUCUCCCAAAGAAAGCACACCAGAGUCGAGAAGACAUAAGGAUUCCAUUGAAAGCACUGAGGCUGCAACAGAGUCCAAGGCCUUGGAAUCUGGUACAGAUGAUGAUGCCCAGCUGUCUUCCUCAGACAGUGCAGUAGAUACCUCUAAAGAACUCAUCCACUUUCAAAAGGCUCCUAGGAUGUCCAAAUCCAAGCCCUUCAAAAUGCGUGUGUCCUUGACUGAGGAUAAGAAAGAAGCUCCUGAUGGAAAGAAACACAAAAAGGCCACCACGGAAGACAAGAAAGAGGUAGUUGUGUCUGAAACCGGUCCAGAGCCUGAGAUUCAGGAAGAACUGGAAAAAUCUGAAAGUGUUGAGGCACAACCUUUUUACCUCACAUGGAGCCCAGAAGACGUUGCAGAGUGGAUUAGCCAACUAGGGUUUCCCCAGUACAAGGAAUGUUUUACAACAAAUUUCAUCAGUGGGCGGAAACUCAUCCAUGUUAACUGUUCAAACCUUCCUCAGAUGGGGAUAACGGAUUUUGAGGACAUGAAGGUGAUUUCACGUCAUACACGGGAGCUACUUGGGAUUGAGGAACCAUUAUUCAGUCGAAGCAUUUCCCUUCCCUACCGGGACAAUAUGGGCUUAUUUUUGGAACGAAAAGCUCAUUCAGGGGUAAAAUCUGAUGCUUUGACUCUAUCUCAGUUUGUCAAAGAAGCAAGGUUAGAAGUCCGUGUUGCUGCUGAACCGAAAGUCGAUCCCCUCCCCCCAAAAAAGAAAAAAUCCUAUACACUUAGUUUAAAAGAUCGAAUUAAAUUAAUUUAGAGGAAGUGGGUUUUUUCUCCCUAGCAAGGACACAAAAGAGUCAGAACUACUGCUUCUUUUCCUAGCUCUAUUACUGCUUCAUUUCACCUGCUGUGUUGCACUUUAUU